GUUCUGGGAGGCUCGAGCGUGCUCAACACGAUGCUCUACAUUCGGGGAAAUCGUCGGGACUUCGAUCAAUGGGAGAGCUUCGGGAAUCCGGGUUGGGGCUACGAAGACGUCCUACCGUAUUUCAAAAAAUCGGAGGACCAGAGGAAUCCUUAUUUAGCCCGCAACACGAAAUACCACGGCACUGGUAGGAAGUCUUGUUUUUAUACGACUUUAAAAUUGGACAAUAUUUCCAGGCACGAUUACGACAACUGGGCGAGACUGGGGAACGUCGGUUGGAGUUACGACGAAGUUCUCCCAUAUUUCCUCAAGUCUGAGGACAACCGCAACCCGUACUUAGCUAGAACGCCUUAUCACGGCACCGACGGUUAUUUGACUGUCCAAGAGGCGCCGUGGCGGACGCCGUUAUCGAUCGCGUUCCUGCAAGCGGGCCAGGAGCUCGGUUACGAGACCCGCGACAUAAACGGUGCGAAUCAGACCGGUUUCAUGUUGCCACAGUUCACCAUUCGUCGUGGCAGCCGUUGCUCCACAGCGAAGGCGUUCCUGAGGCCGGUGAGGAACAGAGAGAACUUGCACAUAGCGAUGCAAGCACAAGCAUUGCGGGUGCUGUUCAACGGGGACAAAAGAGCGACGGGCGUGGAGAUCCUCAGGGACGGUCAUCGGCAAGUGAUAAGAGUCAGACGGGAGGUCGUGUUAUCAGCCGGUGCGAUCAAUUCGCCCCAACUGUUGAUGCUGUCUGGCAUCGGACCCGCGGAACACUUAGCUGAAUUCGGUAUACCGGUUUUAUCCGAUUUGAGAGUCGGUGACAAUCUUCAGGACCACGUAGGCCUUGGUGGGUUCACGUUUAUAGUGAACGAACCGUUCAGUAUUAGAAAGGAUCGAUUUCAAACGUUUUCCGUGAUGAUGGAAUACAUUCUACGCGAGAAAGGGCCGAUGACCACCCCGGGGGUCGAAGGCCUGGCCUUCGUCAAUACCAAAUACGCUGACAAAUCGAUCGAUUUCCCGGAUGUUCAAUUUCACUUCGCCCCGAGUUCGGUCAGUUCCGACGAUGGUCAAAUUCAGAAGAUCACCGGUCUACGAGACAGCGUGUACAACACUAUGUACAAGCCGUUGAAUCAGGCAGAAACCUGGAGCAUUCUACCACUGUUACUGAGACCCAGAAGUUCUGGUUGGGUGCGUUUGAAGAGUAAAAACCCGCUCGCGUACCCGGAUAUCAAUCCGAACUACUUUACGCACAAGGAGGACGUGGACGUUCUCGUGGAGGGUAUCAAAAUCGCGUUGGCACUGUCGAACACGACUGCGUUCCAAAGAUUCGGUUCUAGACCGCAUACUAUUCGCAUGCCGGGUUGUCAGAGAUACCCGUUUGAUACCUACGAUUAUUGGGAGUGCGCGAUUCGACAUUUUACUUUUACCAUUUACCAUCCCACCGGGACGUGUAAAAUGGGACCAAAGAGCGACCCGACGGCGGUCGUCGAUCCGCGGUUGAGGGUGCGUGGGGUGAAGGGGUUGAGGGUCGCGGACGCGUCGAUCAUGCCAGUGAUAGUCAGUGGAAACCCGAACGCUCCUACCAUAAUGAUCGGUGAAAAAGCGAGCGACAUGAUCAAAGAAGACUGGAUGUACAGGAAGAGACGAUACGUGGGAAGAUGACGAGAAAUUAAUAGAAUAUUUUAAUAUAAUUAACGCUUUGACUGCCAAACGAAAUAUUCCUUUUAUAAAAUUGUUAUCAACCUAGCUCCGAAAUACCACAGAUAAUACAUCACCCUGAUCCGGGUGUCACGGCCCAUUGAAAGCUUUAUGCCUCACCUGAAUUUGGGUGACAUGCCAGUCGAAGUGUUAAGGGUGUCGGGACAAAUGGAAUAUACAGCGAGCGAAAUAUUCUGCGCCCUCGAUUCCUCUUAUAGUUUUUUAACAAUCGUGUUGAGAACGACAUGCGAUCAUUUCAAAUGUGUUAGAUUGUUUUUUUGUUGCUUACGAGUCCUUAAGAAUUUUAAUUCUAAGCUAGCGAUUAUUCGCAUAAUUACUCUCAGACAUACCAAACGAAUAUACAUACGUAAACGGUGUAUGUAUUUACAUAUUUAUAAAGAUUAAUAUUAAUAUGAACGUUUUGUAGAUAAACUCUAACAAGAAUCAAUGAA
Molecule: messenger RNA, 2132 nt
Organism: Ceratina calcarata
Lineage: Eukaryota; Metazoa; Arthropoda; Insecta; Hymenoptera; Apidae
Product: glucose dehydrogenase [FAD, quinone]-like
Exons: 2
Molecular function (GO): oxidoreductase activity, acting on CH-OH group of donors; flavin adenine dinucleotide binding
Source: RefSeq, a predicted model, not a curated record